AUGCACUCAAUCGCACGCGCGCAUGUGUGGCAGAAGGAGGUGGACGACCCAUCAGCAUGGGUGCUCGGCAUCAUUGUCUACAGCGACGGCACGAACGCAACGCGCAACGGGCGCCGUCAGGCAUGGCCCUUCCUCCUUACGCUGGUGAACGUACCGGAGGAGCUGCGAAAGACAGAACCAGGCCAUGCUCUGGCUGGCGUGCUGCCUUUCCCUCCGGAGUGGGCUACCUCUACAGAGAAGGCCCGAGUGUUUCAGGAGGCGAUUCGGAUCAUACUGGCGCCGCUCAUGCUGGAAUCCUCGACCGCUCCACUGAGAGUCUUUUACGUCACCGACGCCAAGGGAGAGCCGGUGAAGGCAGUGCCAUGUUUUUUUGGUUACCCCGGGGACUUCAUCGAACAUUGCAGAGCUACGGCGACGCUGCAAACGGGGACGAAGCGGCCCUGCUGCAACUGCUACGUCCCGGAAGAGCUUCUUCGAUACCUCGAGCAUGUGGCCACACCUCGGACAGUGGAGUCGGAGAUGCACGUGCUACGCAACAUGCUUGCGUGCAAGACCUUGACAGCUGCGGAGGAGAUUCAGACCGAGUGGUCAACUCAUCCCGUGGAGUGCGUACUCUCGCGGUGGAACUUCUCGCACACGACGUGGGGAAACCCGUUUGGGGCUUGCGCGGCCGACAUCAUGCACGUGCUAGAUUCGGGGAUGGCAUUGCACAUGCUGGAGAAUCACAUAGCGGUGCUAAGCAAGCCUGAGCGGCGUGAUGUUGAGAGGCGCAAGAAGACAACCAAGGGAGAGACCCCGAGUGUCAUCUUGCGACUCCCUGGAGGCAGCUCCUACUUCAUGAGCGGCGCGAACUAUGCCGCCUUUGAACACCGCAGCAUGAUGCAGGUCAUGCCCAUCCUGGUGGCGGACAAGUCAGCCCUGCGUUCGGGAAAGGAAGGCGAGUUGGCCGCACUGCGCGUGCGUGCCUUCCGGAUGUACGCCACCUUCUACAAGGCAUUUCUGGGGGUCAGCGCACACACGGAGGCCACGCUCGCAACCGCACGGGCCCACGCCAUCAAGUUGGUGGAGAUCCUGCCACAGGCAUACCCGGACCACGCAUCGCAUUGGCGCUUUCCCAAGAUCCACCUGAUUGUCCACUUGCUGGACAAUGUGAUCUGGCGCGGCAUGCCGCACCACUACAGCACGGAGAUGUGGGAGCAUACCCACAAGGGGAUGGUCAAGAACCCCAUCAGGGGCGGCAACUGGAAGGACAUCCCCAGACGCAUCGUGGAGGAGGAGGUGCAGAGGGAGAUCUGCAGGGAGGUGGCACAGGACGCGGGUGGUGGGCGACAGUAUGCGACAGCGCUGCGCGAGGGCGUGGAAACGAUGAAACCCGUGCUCACGAGGAAGGGUCGCACAAUGCGGCCGGCGGAGGAGGGCGACGCUGUGAUGGGAACCUACCGCACGGCACUGGGCCACCUCAUGGAUGCGCUGCCGGGGAGCAUGGUGGCUGCAUCCAUCACGGCAUCCGCGGUCGUGAAGAACGACAUUCACCUCCCUCUGACCCCCUUCAUGCAGGCCCAUACCGCGGUGGCGAUUCCACGCACCAAAGGAGGAGCUCUGGUCUCCAAAGGCGCGUUCGUCAAGGCAAGCCCCAAAGAGAAGUGGUUCACGGACUUUGCAGUGAAGUCUCCCAAGAAGGAGGAGUGGUAUGCCAAGGCGCUCUGCAUCUUCAAGGCUGAGACCGCAGAGGGCGACCGGAAGGGGUUUGUGUACGUGCGGUGGUAUGAGAGGGGAGGCAUUUGCCCUCUCACCACCUGCGUGCAGCUGACCCCGUCGCGCAAGGAUACAAGGCACGCAGUGAUUGCUGUGGAGAGCAUUGAGCGCGUUGUGCACAUUUGUCGCUCGUUCAGCAACCCCGCGGUGUUGCUGCUGAACAAGUUCUUGCUGUGUGAGUGA
Closterium sp. Yama58-4 is the source of this 1938-nucleotide messenger RNA. NCBI's taxonomy places the organism in Eukaryota, Viridiplantae, Streptophyta, Zygnematophyceae, Desmidiales, Closteriaceae. The record is from the annotation of a GenBank genome assembly.